Molecule: messenger RNA, 3353 nt
Organism: Tupaia belangeri chinensis (Chinese tree shrew)
Lineage: Eukaryota; Metazoa; Chordata; Mammalia; Scandentia; Tupaiidae
Gene: B3GLCT
Product: beta 3-glucosyltransferase
Cellular component (GO): membrane
Molecular function (GO): glycosyltransferase activity
Source: RefSeq, a predicted model, not a curated record
UUUUUGCUCUGGUUUCUGAAGAUGUAAAGAAAGAAGUGAAGCAGUCCCAGGAUUUGGAGAAAAGUAAUAUAUCAAGGACAGAUGAUGUAGACUUAAAAGGAAUUGUAUUUGUCAUCCAGAGUCAAAGUAAUUCCUUUCAUGCAAAGAGAGCAGAGCAAUUAAAAAAAAGCAUCCUACAGCAGGCUGCAGAUCUUACACAGGAACUCCCCAGAGUUCUUCUUCUUCAUCAGUUGGGGAAGCAGGAAGGUGCAUGGACCAUACUUCCUCUGUUGCCACAUUUUUCUGUAACAUAUAGCAAAAAUUCAUCGUGGAUUUUCUUCUGUGAAGAAGAGACAAGGAUACAGAUUCCAAAACUCUUAGAAACACUCAGAAGAUAUGACCCAUCUAAGGAAUGGUUUUUAGGAAAAGCAUUACAUGAUGAAGAAUCUACAAUUAUUCACCAUUAUGCCUUUUCUGAAAAUCCUACAGCCUUUAAAUAUCCUGACUUUGCUGCUGGCUGGGCCCUUAGUAUUCCACUUGUAAACAAGCUUACCAAGAGGUUAAAGAUUGAAUCCCUGAAGUCUGAUUUUACGAUAGAUUUAAAACAUGAGAUUGCCCUCUACAUUUGGGACCGAGGCGGGGGACCACCCCUUACCCCAGUGCCUGAGUUUUGUACAGAUGGCAUGGACUCCUACUGUGCUACCUCAUUCCAUUUUUCCCUACCACUUUGUGGAAAGCCAGUGAAGAAAGAGGAUAUUUUUGUUGCAGUAAAAACAUGCAAGAAAUUUCACAGUGACAGAAUACCCAUUGUAAAGCAGACUUGGGAGAGCCAAGCGAGUCUCAUUGAGUACUACAGUGAUUACACAGAUAGUUCCAUCCCUUCCGUGGAUCUGGGAAUUCCUAAUACAGAUAGAGGUCAUUGUGGAAAGACAUUUGCCAUUUUGGAAAGAUUUUUGAAUCAUAGCCAUGACAAAAUAGCAUGGUUAGUCAUCGUGGAUGAUGAUACAUUAAUAAGCAUCUCCAGGCUCCAGCACUUGCUUAGCUGUUAUGACUCCAGUGAAUCGGUGUUUCUAGGAGAACGCUAUGGCUAUGGCCUGGGCACUGGUGGCUACAGCUACAUCACCGGAGGAGGAGGAAUGGUGUUCAGCAGAGAAGCCAUCAGGAGACUUCUCUCCAGUAAGUGUCGAUGCUACAGCAAUGAUGCCCCCGAUGAUAUGGUCCUGGGCAUGUGCUUUAGUGGGUUGGGAAUCCCUGUGAUCCACAGCCCUCUCUUCCAUCAGGCUCGGCCAGUGGAUUACCCUAAGGACUACCUUUCUCAUCAGGUUCCCAUAUCAUUCCACAAACACUGGAAUAUCGAUCCAGUGAAGGUGUAUUUCACAUGGUUGGAGCCCAGGGAGGAAGACAGAGCUGGGCAGCAGAUACAAAAAGGUUUUAGAGAAGACUUAUAAAGCCUAGUGGCCUGGGAGCAUCUUUUGUAUAGGAACAAGAAAGAUUGUGGCACUCUCCCGCCGUGCUAUGCCCACACUGCUCGUGCAUGCCACAUGCUGUCGGACGCUUCCUGACUUUAGGUGGAACUUAUGUUUAUGGUAUUUUUUGACAUUGGAAGAAAAGAAGUCAGAGGGGAAAUUUAUUUUUCAGGAAAAAAACACUUGCUUUUGACUUAGGCAGUUAUUCUAACACAUGGUGAUUACUAUGUAUUUUUUAAGCUGUGAGACAACAGUUUUAUUACUGUCACAGGAAAAUAAGUGGUACCAGAAGUCCCUUUCCUGUUCCCUCUCUUCAUUUUAAUGCAAGUUUCCAGUGGAUAUGAGACUAGAGAAAUGGGACUGUUAUUUCAUCCAUAUAUAUAUAUGAAUGAAUGAAAGUUUUGACAUGAAUAUUGCUAGUGGUAUGAACUUUUAAACUGUAUUAUUGGCGAUGAAAAUUAUUUACUGGGAACUCAGUGAGAACAAUGCUGUAUUAAGGAUCAUUCAUAAAAUGUCAUAAAAGUCUAGAUAUGAAAUCUCCUGUAGUCUGUAAUCAUGGUCGUUAUGUUUUAUCUAUUGUUUUGCUGUAUGUGCCUCAUAAAAAGAGAAUAAGAGGUCUGCAAGAGCCUCCUAUUUCUUUAGAAGUUCAUCUGUGUUCUGUGUCUCCCAGAAGCCCUAUCUUUAUGACCUCUUUGUAACUGGAAAAUGUACUGGAUGCUGUUAGGAAAUAGUGUCCUCAGUAUUUAAAGGCAACGUUAAUGUGUUUCAUUCAAGUCAGCAAGUUCUAGGCCAGUCUCAGGAAGUGGAUUAAAUUUGAACCUGAUGUUUUGCUCUUUUUUUUUUUUUUUUUAAUCUCACUUAAUGACUUUAUUCUGACUUAGAGUAACACCAUUUCCCCAAACCCCAAUGCUUUAUAAAACCCCCAUAGAAAGCAUGCUGAUUCGGCAGUUUUUCUGGGUUCUUAAAGAAUGAAAUUUGAACAUAGUAUUUUGAAACAGCUCUAGUUUUCAAAUCAUAUAUUUAAUAUAUAGUAAUUUAACAUGUUCAUUAUUAAUGUAUAAAAAGCAUUUUGUGUUUUAAUGUCUUUAAUUAUAUAGUUCAGUUUUAUAAAGGUUUUGCAUAAAAUUUGAUUUUAAUGUUUUAAACUAAUUUUGGUAUAGUAAAAUAUUUUUCUCCUUUUCUUUCAUUCUUUUUUUAAAAUAAAAACUGUUAUUCAUUAACUUUGCUCAUAAUGCUUUUUAUAUUAUAGCUAAGUACAGGGUUAUAAAGCCAUACCACCAAAAGUACCUGUGUUUGUGUGUGUGUGGGGGGUCUCUCCUUUUUUUUUUUUUAAAAAAAAAAAAACAGAUUGGAUGCAUUCCCAAAAUGAUCCAAUAGUAUUUACUGUUUUUCCAAAUUAGUAAACAGUAUCAAGAGCAGAGUGUUGCAGUGAAAAUAUAAGGUAUUGGAUUCAAUUUGUAAAAAUGGAUUUUGUAGCCCAUCUGGGGAAUGUAUCAGGUACGAUCAGCUGGUCAUGUGAGUCAGAAGGAUUUUAGAUCCCAUCAAGCUGGUACAAAUGACAACAUCAUCAUUGCUGGGAUCAGUACCAUGUUACCAUAGUAGUCACCUUCAGGUCAUCUAUAAUAAACUCUUAAGGGCCCUGGCUGCCCACACCAGUGGAGAGUCCUCAGUUCUUUCUAUUCCUGGCUACUAAUUGUCACCACUCAGAGAACAGCGUAUUCAUUUGAUGGGAUGGACCUGCCAUCUGUAUACGAAGAUUCAUGUCAAGCUUUCUUCUGUGUUAAGAUCAGUGCCUUCUACUGACGCCAGAGCACCUCCUCUGGUACUUUUAUGUGUUCUGUUAAUUGUCUUUACUUUUUACAACUAUGUAAGUCUAAUCACAAAUAAAUGAUCUUUGGAUAAGUUUCU